Austrofundulus limnaeus is the source of this 1624-nucleotide messenger RNA. It is a transcript of the gene serpine1, whose product is annotated as serpin peptidase inhibitor, clade E (nexin, plasminogen activator inhibitor type 1), member 1. The transcript is spliced from 9 exons. The record is from RefSeq and is a predicted model, not a curated record. Lineage: Eukaryota; Metazoa; Chordata; Actinopteri; Cyprinodontiformes; Rivulidae. The coding region runs from base 61 to 1236 and encodes 391 amino acids. Gene Ontology annotation, biological process: negative regulation of endopeptidase activity; negative regulation of plasminogen activation; negative regulation of vascular wound healing. Gene Ontology annotation, molecular function: serine-type endopeptidase inhibitor activity.
ACUGAAGCAACAGGAGCAGAGACCAACUCUUUUCUGUCUGAAGCCUCCAAAACCCGAAGCAUGCUGUAUGUGUACAUUUUCCUACUGGUGGCCCUGAGCAGAGGGGGACUGGGCUCUGUGCAAGACAAGCAGACUGACUUUGGCCUGAAAGUCUUCUCCCAGAUGUCCCAAGGUUUUGUGGACAAGAACCUGGUCCUCUCCCCAUACGGUGUGACCAGCAUUAUGUCCAUGGCUCAACUCGGUGCUAAUGGAAGCACACGCAAGGCCUUAACUACUGCCAUGGGCUUUUCUCUCCGAGAGCGAGGAAUGCCUCGGCAGCAGCGGCUCAUCCAGCGAGCUCUGGUCACGGAGGACGGGGUGGAGAUAGCCAGCGGGGUGAUGGUGGAGAGAAAGAUGAAUCUGGAGAAGGGAUAUCGCCGUGCCCUGUCUAAGAGCUUUCAAACCUACCCCCAUCAGGUGGACUUCACUAAUCCAGACCAGGCUGUCGGCAUUAUUAAUGCUUGGGUCUCAGACCACACUGCAGGUGCUAUCCCAGAGUUCUUGGCAUCUGGAACUUUAAACGAAGAGACUCGCUUGGUCCUCCUUAAUGCUCUUCACUUCCAUCGUUUGUGGAAGGUUCCGUUUGACCCCAGACURACCCAGGAGAGGAUGUUUCACUGUGCUAAUGGCAGUGCCACACCUGUGCUCAUGAUGAGACUGACUAACUACUUCAACUAUGGGGAGUUUGUGACUACCAGUGGGGUGGACUAUGAUGUGAUUGAGGUCCCAUAUGAAGGCGACUCACUGAGCAUGCUCCUGGUGUCACCAUUUGAACCUGAAGUCCCCCUCAGUGUCCUCAGUGCAGACUUGAGCAGUCAGAAGAUUCAGCAGUGGAGAUCAGAGAUGAGGAAUGUAAAGAGACAACUGGCAGUGCCGAGGUUUUCUCUAAAUUCUGAAGUGAAUUUGAAGACUGCUCUGAUUAACAUGGGUCUUGGAGACAUCUUCAACCUGGCUACUGCUGACUUCACACAUAUAACCUCCGAUGAGAGGCUUUGUGUGUCGAAGGUCCUGCAGAGGGUGAAGAUUGAGGUGAAUGAACAAGGAACCAAGGGAGCAUCAGCAACAGCGGCAGUCAUGUUCUCUCGUAUGGCAGUACCAGAGAUCACUCUGGACCGACCUUUCCUCUUCCUCAUUCAGCACAAACCCACCGGGGCUGUUCUGUUCACGGGUCAGUUUAGCCACCCUCCACAGCAGUAACAUGUGGAACAGCUGCUUUGUGUGACACUACUGCUGCUCAUCAUGACCUAUUCAGACCUGACAUCACAGACACUGUACGUUCACUGACACAUUUAUUUAUGGGGUUUGAUACUAGACUGACUAUGACUUAGUAAGGAGAGUUUAUAUGUUUGCUGAUUAUUUAUUUUUAAAUAUUUGUGGUAAAAGACAUAGAGAAACAGACUGCUGAUGGAAAAAAAUGCUGCAGACAAACCCAUUUGUUUUAUUUUCUGUGCCAAAUAUAUAUAUUUUUACAAUGUAUAAAGAUUGUAAACUACAUGUUGUGAUGUUCAUAUUUGUGCUGUUACAAAUUUACACAUGUAUUUUUGAAAUAUUUAUAUUUAUAAUAAAGUUUUGUAAUUUUGGUCAA